GACUUUAUCAUCAGGCAUCUGGCUCGUUUAUUUUUUGAUAAGUACACUUUUAAUGUCUUGAUUGUUUCAAAUUUCUGACGAGGUCACUCCGUUGUCAUCGUACGUUGAUAAGUAAGUGAUGCCGAUUAAAUUCCGCUCGCAUCAUUGUCAGAUUACUGUGCUCUUGUGGGACUUUUGAAGCGGAAGAUGCGUUGUGUAUUCUGUUAGCACAGAGGGAAGACGUGUCAAAGACUCCCACACCAGAGAACAAGGCGUAUUAAAGGCAUCGGUGGAAGGUACUCAACAUGUCUGAGGCAGGAAAUAUCACGGGUUCUCCCCCUACUGGCAUAAAUCCUACUCCGAGUAGCAUCGUUGCGGCCGUCUUCGUCGGCAUAUUGAUCUUGGUGACUCUAUUUGGAAAUGUUCUUGUGUGUAUCAGUUUCUACACUUUUCCUAACCUCAGAACGAUCUGUAAUUAUUUUAUUGUUAGUUUAAGUGUGGCAGAUAUUUUGGUUGCUCUGUUAGCUAUGCCGUUCUGGCUCAUAGUUCAGCUCAAUAAUACAAGUUGGCCGUGGCCUUGGUUGAAAGAGGGAUUGUAUCCCUUCUGGAAUUUCGUCGACAUUUUCUGUGGUACAGCCUCUAUUAUGAAUCUUACAGCAGUCAGUAUUGAUCGAAUGUUGGCAAUCGUGACACCUUUCAAGUAUCCAAAGAUACUGACCACCAAGAGAGUCUUAAUUAUCCUCGCACUGGUUUGGUUGUACUCCACUACCAUCGCCUCUCUACGACUGGCCAAUUGGAGCAGCUAUGGCCUUUUUGCGGCUUUUGCAAGUUUCUUUAUUCCCUUGUCACUUGUAAUCGUGAUGUACACUGUAAUCUUUGUCGUUGUCAAAAUCCAAGUGCACAGAAUUGGAUCAGCUGGAGGGAAAGAACAUGCAAACGAGAUGAAGGCAGCAAAGACCAUCUUAGUUGUCAUUGGCGCUUUCGUUAUUUGUUGGCUUCCAUUCUUCAUUAUUGUGGUGGGUCAUGCAACGAACAAAAAUUUCACUUACCCAAUGGAAGUUUACAACAUGUUCAAGUGGAUGGAAUACUUAAAUUCGUGUUUGAACCCUGUGAUAUACACUUGUAUGAAUCGCACAUACAGGCGAGCAUUCAAGCGACUUUUUAAUCGGGUUUAUUUAGAGCAGACUGUAGGGAACAGCCGACGGGGCUCCUCUGUCAGUAUGUACCUCACUAGACGAGGAUCCGCGAUCAGUGGCUACAUGAACCAACGUAAACAUCGAGGAUCUAACGGCCAUACUGCUGUACCCAACAUGGAGGCAAUCGAAAGUGAAAGUUAAUGGCAAAAACGGUGGAUGACGAAUUUUGUAUAAACAUUUCCGAAAAAUAUUUAGCAGUAACGCUUGAAAUGAAAAAAAUUUCCUGUAAUAACUGUUAGCCAUAGUUAACUUCUUCUGUAAACAAACCUCCUCAAACAUCAACUACCAAAUUGAAUCGCAUCAUGUGAGAGAAAUUCGCCUUUGUCGACGCAAAUGAAAAAAAUCCAGUGGGAAAUUGCCAACUUCACAUAUUUUUGUGCCGGAAAUUACCAACUCCACAAAUUUUUUUCGACAAAGAUUCUAUAAGGUUGAAGUUGUAGGCUAAAAACCACGAACAAUGCUAAAUGCGUCAACAAUUGUAAUUUGUUUAGGAAUACGAAGAGAAAAGAGUUAGUGCUCUGGCUACCAUAAGGAAUGUGACAACUGGAGCAUCCGAAAUUUAAUAUGGAAUCUAGUUUAAUGUGACAGUAAUAAGCUAAGAGAUAAGUCUUGUGGGCUGAUUUAACGUGUGUAAAUAAGAACAAAGUUGUUGACCACAGUCGCAAAACGUUCUUAAAGUCAUUUUGUUGAAAUGUCAGGUUGCCAUUUCUCCCAGCAUAGUAUUAAUUUUCUAAUUCUUCCUUCCACCAUCACAGGUUUUAGGUUUCGUGUAAAACUUUGGUCGGCCGAUCAUUUAUAGAAACCGAAAAUAAGAACAGUUUUCAUUUGACAUCAAAUGAAUGGUGUACUGUUGGGCAAUUCGAUGGGAAGUUGUUUAACAACAAAUUAAUCGGUCUGAUCAUUAAUUAAUUUUUCCCUAAGGCUUAUCAAAUACUUGUCACCUUAUUGUUUUACAUGAAUAAACAGAUUAUCAAGAGCUAUUUUUAACCUA
Molecule: messenger RNA, 2166 nt
Organism: Stylophora pistillata
Lineage: Eukaryota; Metazoa; Cnidaria; Anthozoa; Scleractinia; Pocilloporidae
Product: alpha-1A adrenergic receptor
Biological process (GO): G protein-coupled receptor signaling pathway
Cellular component (GO): plasma membrane
Molecular function (GO): G protein-coupled receptor activity
Source: RefSeq, a predicted model, not a curated record